ACUAUUCUACGUGUUUAUUAUACGUAUACCAGCCUGCAGCUGGAGGAAGGAAACUAACGUACUAACGCGUAACGUUAGGUCGCUUUGCUGAGCACUCAGCAGUCUUUUGCCAUGUUUGCUGUCGCAAAUCUCGCCUGACCUGUUUAUUUGGUGGACCGUAUGACAUAUUAGACAUGCCGGUCCCUAGCAGAGAAGAUCUUGCCCAGGCUGAGCCUGAAGUAGCCCGGAAACUCUUUCGAUCAGGAAAAUUCUUCAAGGAGAGUACCUCAGGAAUGUGCCAAGGUCGAGUACAGACCAAUUUGCUAGCACUGGACAAGUCACUGGCGGAGGACUUUGCCAAGUUCUGUGCUGCCAACUCGGGUCCCCUGCCUGUCCUAUUUCAAUCCGAGGUCGGCCAGUUCACUGCUCCAGGUCUAACUCAAACGGAUUCCGAUGUCAGAACAGAUCUGCCAGCGUACAACAUCAUUGAAAAUGGGGAAGUAACCCACACCGUCAAGAACAUCAUGGGUUUCAAGGAGUUCCUUCGGGACUAUGUCUUCUUCUAUCAAGGUUGCAGCUUCACCUUUGACCAAUCUUUUCUGGCUGCAGGCGUGCCCCUGAGAAAUCUGGAACACAAUACCCGUAUCAGUGUAUUCACGACCAGUGUAAAGUGCCAUCCUGUCGGGCCAUUCAAAUGCCAGAUGGACAUGUCUAUGAGACCAAUCCCACGUGAUCUGGUGGAGAAGGCCUUCAAAGUGACCCUCCCUUUGACCAAAUACCACGGCGCACCUGUGCAUAUCGGUGAUCCGGCGCUGAUUGGGGUACCAGACGUAAACAAGCCUGACUACCUGGAUCCUACGGUUUUUGAGGAAGGAGACAUCCCUGUCUUCUGGGCCUGUGGCGUUACUGUAGUGGAAGCUGUCAAGGCUGCAAAGCCUUCUCUAGCAUUCAGCCAUUUCCCAGGGAACAUGUACAUUGCAGACGCACCUUUUCAGAGCCAAGAUGACUCCCCAGCUGACGUUAAAGUAGUCACACUCUGCGAGAAGCCUUACUGGGCCAGUGUAACAUCCGAGGCUGUCGUGAAAAAAAUCAAGCAGCUGGAGGGCUUCAUUGCCGAGGACUUAGGUAAGAGGCAAAUUGGCAAUCUUCUUGUCCCCGACGAUCUCCUGAAGUCCGUCCUGGCCCUGUCCCAUGCUUCAUCGGUUGCCUUGACAACUGGUUUCCCUUGCUUUGUGAAUAACAAGAACCCCUAUGAGGAUGACGGGCCGCCUGGUGCUAUUGCCAUAGCGAUGAUGCUACAAGCACUCGGCAAGAAGGUUGACCUGGUGGUGGAUAAGACGCUGUAUGAACCCCUGACCACGGUACUGGAAGCCUUAGUGGAACAAAAGGUGUUGGCACGCCCCAUAUCCGUGGUUCAGUUUCCACCAGAAGGGGAACAGGACACCCUGGAGACGGCCAAGAAGUUCCUCCUGAAGGCUGGCACCACCGCCCCACGCUACGAUCACCUUCUGGCAAUUGAGAGGGCAGGGAAGGCAGAGGACGGGGGCUACUACACCAUGAAGGCCAUUGAUGUAGGACGUCUUGUCGGUGGCAUUGAUUGGCUGUUCCAGGCAGCUGCUGAGAUGCCCACCGUUCAUACAUCAGGUAUUGGGGACGGCGGAAACGAGCUCGGCAUGGGUAAAGUCAGAGAUAUUGUCCAUCGCGACAUCCCUCGAGGCCAAACCAUUGCCUGCUCCGUGGCCUCCGACUUCCUCAUGACCGCUGGGGUGUCCAACUGGGGUGGCUAUGCUGUGGCUGUGGGCCUGUACCUGGUCAGUACUUGCCCUAUCCAUGAGAGGUACAGGAGAAGGGCUGUUGGGUUUCCCCCAAGUGACGAGGAGCGACAGAGGUUCAGAAGUGCUCUCCCAGAUGUUGAUAGGGAGAGGCAGAUGUUGCAGAUCCUGAUCAGCCACGAGUUCUUUGAUAUGACAGGAACAGACGUGCUACACGUUGAUGGCCUGUCCUUCGAUGAUGUCCACGUCAAGAAGAUCGAGCAACUCCUCAGCGUUAUUGGUGAAGAGUAGAAAGAACGGAAGUCAUGCUUGCACGAAGUGUG
Messenger RNA from Patiria miniata (bat star), 2074 nucleotides. RefSeq names its product D-glutamate cyclase, mitochondrial-like. Gene Ontology annotation, biological process: glutamate metabolic process. NCBI's taxonomy places the organism in Eukaryota, Metazoa, Echinodermata, Asteroidea, Valvatida, Asterinidae. The coding region runs from base 174 to 2042 and encodes 622 amino acids. The record is from RefSeq and is a predicted model, not a curated record. Gene Ontology annotation, molecular function: D-glutamate cyclase activity. The transcript has 11 exons.